Messenger RNA from Danaus plexippus (monarch butterfly), 1326 nucleotides. It is a transcript of the gene CNBP, whose product is annotated as CCHC-type zinc finger nucleic acid binding protein-like. The record is from RefSeq and is a predicted model, not a curated record. Gene Ontology annotation, molecular function: zinc ion binding; nucleic acid binding. Lineage: Eukaryota; Metazoa; Arthropoda; Insecta; Lepidoptera; Nymphalidae. Bases 165 to 599 code for a protein of 144 amino acids. The transcript is spliced from 3 exons.
AUGCUCGUAAUGUCUUUUACGAAUUUGUAGUGAUGGUGGCUGGCUUCCUUGCAAACAUAGCAUCAUAAAUUUCUACAUAUUUCUUAAAAAUCUUAAAUAUUUGAUCGAUAAACGAUCCAAAUAAUAGUGUAUUAAGUGUUUUAGAAGUUCCAUAACAUAAAGAGAUGAGUUCGAGCGUAUGCUAUAAGUGCAACAGGAAGGGGCACUUCGCCCGCGAGUGCACGCAGAGCGGUGUCGGAGCGCUAGACGCCGGCUUCAACCGACAGCGGGAGAAGUGUUUCAAAUGUAACCGCACCGGCCACUUCGCCAGGGACUGCAAGGAGGAGGCCGACCGUUGCUAUAGGUGUAACGGCACCGGGCACAUAGCGCGGGAGUGCGCGCAGAGCCCCGACGAGCCGUCGUGCUACAACUGCAACAAGACCGGGCACAUCGCGCGGAACUGCCCCGAGGGCGGGCGGGACAACUCCAACCAGACCUGCUACAACUGCAACAAGACCGGCCACAUCUCGCGCAACUGUCCCGACGGCACCAAGACCUGCUACGUGUGCGGCAAGCCGGGCCACAUCUCGCGCGACUGCGACGAGGCCGACAGGAACUAACCCCGGCCGUCCUCCGCCCACGCACACUACGACCAGAUCACUAUGUAUAUUAUGAUACCACGCACGGACCGUAAGCAAAGGACGCGAUACGCGACACUAGACUCUAACACCGCAGAAUGUAUGAAAUUAAUGAAACGGAAUUAUGAGACAGAGUAGAUGCAGCGACGGCGUUCUCGACGGAGACUGAGGACUGUUGUAUUGUAUUAAAUGUUGACUUGUAUAUAGUCGCCGGCCGCGAUACGUUCAUGUUUGUUCUUGCACGUGAAGUUGUGUUUUGAAUCAUUUAAAUAAUCGUGAUUGAACUAUUGAUGAGGUAGCGUUACAGUUUUUAGCAUUACAGAGUAUAUAUUUAAUAUAUUUUGUACAGAUUUAUUUGUCAAAAGAUAAAUUGGAUGCUGGCGUAAGAUGAGUUUUCAAUGAGAGGAGAUGGAGGCCCCGGAGCAACCGAUCCCUUUAAGACUCUUGUUCGUCUUGUUGUUGUUAGUGGACAGUAGAUGUCGCUUCACCGGUCUCAAACCACACCUGACACUAUUGUGAUAAUUUGAUUUUUUUUCUAUCAAUUCCUUUGUUUAUGAAGUCCUGCUGACUUGUGGAGAAUUCAGUGGUUAAUUAGAAUUUCAUCAAUCAGUAUAUUUUUUAUUUUGUUAUCCCUAACGAUGUGCCUAUGUACACUUUAAUGUAAAAUAUCAGCUUGCAGUGGGAGAUAAUAAACAUCUUGCCUUAUUUU